Octopus bimaculoides (California two-spot octopus) is the source of this 818-nucleotide messenger RNA. RefSeq lists its product as uncharacterized. Lineage: Eukaryota; Metazoa; Mollusca; Cephalopoda; Octopoda; Octopodidae. The record is from RefSeq and is a predicted model, not a curated record.
CAGGAAUGGACAAGAUUCUUCAAUUUUUGCAACUUCUCCUUAUUUUGGAAGUUGUCUCUUCUCGUGAAUGUUACUUGAAAAAUUUGUCUGAGAAAUGGUGCAACAAAGAAAUGAAAAUAUUAUUUGAUGAAAGUGAAGACUGGGAAACUUUUGAUUGUUCAAACAAAGAUUGUGGUUCCAACAUCACGUUUUUCACUAACGAUAAGUUUAAAGAAUAUCUCACAGAUAAAAUUAACAACAACAAUUCAAUCACAGAACUUUUUGUCUAUGAAAAUUAUCAAAUCCGGACGGAUGAAAUGGAAAACUUGCAACAUAAUUUAACUGAGGAAAACUUGGCUCUAAUCAAAAUGGAAGACGUCUCACUGGUGAUAAGAAAUGAAUCAAACAAUGUAUAUCUUACAUCUGUAGGGUAUAGCGACUACCAGUAUUUUGCACUGAUUGAUAACAAUAAACAAUACAUAAUUAAAGAAAGCCAGGGCACUGAUGAAUAUUGGCAGUUAAUUAAUGUUGGAACACAGAAUAAGGAAUACCUGCAGAUUGGUCAAUUAGGCAGCACUGUGGUCUUGAUGAACAAUACACAUCUGUAUGAACUUGGCGACCCUUUGAAAGACAUUUGUAUAGAACAGAGGCAUUCAAACUGCUUAUGCUCAAGAUCUGCACUGCAAGGAACAGUUGAUCCCAAAACCUUCAUCUGUGAAGGCCAAAAGUAUAUUGAAACCAGAAUAAAUCUCACAGACUCCAGAGUCUUUAUGUUUUCUGAUAAGAAGUGCAGUGAACAAUGUGAAAUCAAAAAUAUCACGUAAGUUUGUCACAAAUUA